Molecule: messenger RNA, 1031 nt
Organism: Anastrepha ludens (Mexican fruit fly)
Lineage: Eukaryota; Metazoa; Arthropoda; Insecta; Diptera; Tephritidae
Exons: 2
Coding region: 27-857 (276 amino acids)
Source: RefSeq, a predicted model, not a curated record
AAUUUGAAUUUAAGCAGAAGAAGAUCAUGGAGCUACUUGUGCUAUUUGUGGCAUUGCUGAUAUGUGGUCAGGUAGAUGCAUUGCCAUACAUCGACUCCGUUAGCUCUGAGUCCAGUGAAGAGAUCCAGUAUGGUCGUACUGGUGGAAAGCCCAAAGCGCCUUUGUUGCCUUUGCCCCAAAUUGACUCCGUUUCCUCUGCAUCGAGUGAAGAGAUUCUGAAUAAUCCUUCUGCUGGAAGGCCACCACCACCUUUGCUUUUGCCACAACUUGACUCUGUUUCCUCUGCAUCGAGUGAAGAGAUUUUGAAUAAUCCUUCUGCAAGAAAGCCACUACCACCGUUGGCUUUGCCCCAAAUUGACUCCGUUUCCUCUGCAUCGAGUGAAGAGAUUCUGAAUAAUCCAUCUGUAGGAAAGCCACCACCGUCGUUGCCUUUGCCACAAAUUGACUCCGUUUCCUCUGCAUCGAGUGAAGAGAUUCUGAAUAAUCCAUCUGUAGGAAAGCCACCACCGUCGUUGCCUUUGCCACAAAUUGACUCCGUUUCCUCUGCAUCGAGUGAAGAGAUUCUAUAUAUUCCUACUGGUGGAAAGCAACAGCUGACAUUAACGGGCGUAGGUGUAGUCACACUACCUAUUCUACAGACUGUUAAAGUGACAGAGCCACCUAAGUCGAAUGGAAUUGAAAAUAAUCUUUUACUCACUCCAGUUUUAGCGGCGCAAGACGUAAAGGAACAAAACUUAGGUGACCUUGAUGGAAAAGCUGACGACAAAAAUACACAAGAAACCAAGGCAGGAAAGCGCUGGCCAGUAUUGAAGCUUAAUGGUGAAUCGUCCAACAAUAUUGAUGAGAAUGAGAUCUAAAAAUGGUGAAGGUGGCAGGUGUUAGUUAACAGAUGAGAGAAAUUAAUAAUUUAAAUUUGGGCUAAUUAUUUGUGAAAUUACAAAAAAAAGUUUUAAAUUAGGUGGAGAAAAGUGGCAGAAGAACUGAUUUUCUUAUUCCAUUCGUGUACAAUAAUGAAUUAUAAUGUUUGCUUA